AUGUCAGCGUCCCUGCGAAUUAGGAUUCCUCCACAGAAACCAUCAACAUCCACUGUUGCGGACGACAUGGAGGUUUCCGAACAGGCUAAACGCAAGCGUAGACCUUCCAAGAAAUACCAGGACGCCGAAGAGACGAGGGUUAAACCCGGACGAACCGCAGGAGAUGAGAAGUCACGCCGACCGAGUAAUGCGGGACGUGCUCCUUCACCUGGUGUUAAGGACGAAGAAGCGGACGUCGAUGUGCUAGCUGAUGCAAACGAGGAAGGCGAGGAUGAGGUAGCCGACUAUCGCUCUGACCAUUCUGCGUACCGCACCACGCCAGCCAGCACAAGCCAGAAAUCCAAGUCAAAGAAUGCGGUGGACAAACAACCUCGGCGUAAGAAAGCUAGGAGAAUGGUUGUUUCAGAAUCAGAAGACGAAGACUUCAAAGCUGCGGUGGAGGAGGAAGAGGAGGAAGUACCCGUUGAACCAGAUGCGGAAGAUGAUGAUGAUGACUACCUCUCAUUCGAUGACAAGCCUUCAAAAACAACAAAGGGCAAAGCGAAGGGGAACCAGGGAAAAGCGGCCAAUUCCAAUAAGGGGAUAAAGAGGAAGGCUAAACCGCACCCUGACGACAUCGCGGUUGAAAGCAAAGGGUCUUCAAUACCGGCUUCGACAAGCAAGAAGAGGCUCAGAACGUCCCAGAAGUUUGAUGACAUCGACGUUGAUGUUGUCGGAGGAGUCGUUAGUCCAGAAGCAUCUGCCGCCGUAGAUCACGCUAGCCCCUCCACUACCAAACAUGACUCUCCUCUCCCCACUGUACCCCCCAAGAAACCCAAAUUGCCUACCAUAAAGAAAACUAAACUUAACCCUCCUGGCCCUAAUACUCCUGCUUCUACGAGCGCACCUGCCAAAAACUUCUCAUUGGAUCACACCGGCGCCAAAGGGCCCACAAUUGAAGAACGAAAGAAACUGAGUUUGAGGCAAACUGAUAUUGAUCUGUCCAACAGUGCUGUCUACAAAGAAUUGUUCUUGAAACCGGGCUCUGUGGACGGAACUCCGAGACGUGCAAAGGAAGAAGAACGACGAAAGGAAUUGAAUAAAAUGAGAGAUGAAUUUAAAGCAAAGCGAGCCAUUGAAUCGACACACUCUUUCGACCUGCAAGCACAAUUCGAUAAGAUAUCCCAAUUCGAGGAGAAACUAAGAGCUGAACGCAGCUCGGCUUUAUACCCUAAUUUCCUUGCCGCCAAGUGGAGGGAAAAGUUUGAGAAAGAAAGGAAGAGGCAGAGGGACUGGGCAUAUGCAAUUUCUACGAAUGGUCUGAAGGAGGAGGGUGAGGUGUCUUGA
Messenger RNA from Psilocybe cubensis, 1326 nucleotides. RefSeq lists its product as uncharacterized. The coding region runs from base 1 to 1326 and encodes 441 amino acids. The transcript is spliced from 4 exons. Lineage: Eukaryota; Fungi; Basidiomycota; Agaricomycetes; Agaricales; Agrocybaceae. The record is from RefSeq and is a predicted model, not a curated record.